GCAGACUGUCAGCACCGUGUGGAGCCACAGAGAGCUGCGCCACGGUGAGGCACGGCACGGCACGGCACGGUAAAACAGCAGAAGACUGGACCGGGUGAAUGCAGUUCUUAACACAGGACACUGCUGCAGACACUUUUCCACCAUUUUCGGGGAUAGGAGGACGCUCACAGUAAUCUUCAUCCACACAGAGAGGAGGACUUUGGCUCCACACAACAUUUUCUUCCGUAAUUCGCGGGAAGAAAAUCUUAAGUAGGGGCCAGGGGGACACAUUAGACCGCGGUCAAUAGCUGUCGAUAGCUACCCGAGUGUUAAUGCUCAGUUCGGCAAACUCCUCAUACCUUUGAAAGUAUCGGCAGUUUUUAAAGAGCCAGAAGGUACCAUACGGCAGUAUUUCGUGUAAAGCUGUGUGGGAAGGAGCCGUCUGUCCGCCAUGGAAAACGCUCACACGAAGAGUGUGGAAGAAGUUUACAGUUAUUUCUGCGUCAAUGAAAGCACAGGACUUUCCCUGGACGAGGUGAAACGUCAGAGGGAGAAAUGGGGCCUAAACGAGUUACCAGCAGAGGAAGGGAAAUCUUUGUGGGAGCUUGUCCUUGAACAAUUUGAAGAUCUUCUUGUUCGAAUUCUGCUGCUGGCUGCAUGUAUUUCUUUUGUCCUAGCCUGGUUUGAGGAAGGAGAAGAAACUAUCACCGCCUUUGUGGAGCCUUUUGUAAUUUUACUCAUUCUUAUAGCCAAUGCCAUCGUCGGUGUGUGGCAGGAACGCAAUGCUGAAGAUGCCAUUGAGGCACUUAAGGAGUAUGAGCCUGAGAUGGGGAAAGUGUACCGGCAGGACAGGAAAACUGUGCAGAGGAUCAAAGCCAGAGACAUUGUGCCUGGCGACAUCGUGGAGGUUGCUGUUGGAGAUAAGGUCCCUGCUGACAUCCGUAUCUGUUCAAUCAAGUCAACAACUCUGAGGGUAGACCAGUCCAUUCUGACCGGUGAAUCUGUCUCUGUCAUCAAACACACCGACCCCGUGCCUGACCCUCGUGCUGUCAAUCAGGACAAGAAGAACAUGCUCUUCUCUGGUACCAACAUUGCAGCUGGGAAGGCUGUGGGUGUGGCCGUGUCCACCGGUAUUAACACUGAGAUUGGUAAGAUCCGUGACGAGAUGGCGGCAACCGAGCAGGAGAAAACGCCCCUGCAGCAGAAGCUGGAUGAGUUUGGCGAGCAGCUGUCCAAGGUCAUCUCCCUCAUCUGCAUCGCCGUGUGGAUCAUCAACAUUGGCCACUUCAACGACCCCGUCCACGGAGGCUCCUGGGUCCGCGGGGCUGUCUACUACUUCAAGAUUGCCGUGGCGCUGGCUGUGGCCGCCAUCCCUGAGGGUCUUCCUGCUGUCAUCACCACCUGCCUGGCCCUGGGCACCCGACGCAUGGCCAAAAAGAACGCCAUUGUCCGCAGCCUGCCAUCCGUAGAGACCCUGGGCUGCACCUCUGUCAUCUGCUCUGACAAGACGGGAACCCUGACCACCAACCAGAUGUCUGUCUGCAGAAUGUUCGUUGUCAACAAGGCUGAAGGAGACAGCUGCUCUCUAUCAGAGUUCACUAUCACAGGUUCUACCUACGCACCUGAAGGAGAAGUGUACCAGGAUGGUAAACCAGUGAAAUCCUCUCAGUAUGAUGCCCUGGUUGAACUGGCUACCAUCUGUGCCCUGUGUAAUGACUCCUCUCUGGACUUCAAUGAGGUGAAGGGUGUGUACGAGAAGGUCGGCGAGGCCACAGAGACUGCACUGACCUGUCUGGUGGAGAAGAUGAACGUCUUUGACACUGAAGUCCAGAGCUUGUCCAAGAUUGACAGAGCUAAUGCCUGCAACUCAGUGAUCAAGCAGCUCAUGAGGAAGGAGUUCACCCUGGAGUUUUCCAGAGACAGGAAGUCCAUGUCUGUCUACUGCACCCCCAACAAGUCUCGUUCUUCCAUGGGCAAGAUGUUUGUAAAGGGGGCCCCGGAGGGAGUUAUUGAGAGAUGCACUCACGUCAGAGUUGGCAACAAUAAAGUUCCCCUCAGCAAAGCUAUCAAGGAAAAGAUCAUGUCUGUGAUCCGUGAGUAUGGAACAGGACGUGACACCCUAAGGUGCCUGGCUCUGGCCACAAGAGACAGCCCACCCAAAAUGGAGGACAUGAUACUAUCUGACUGUACCAAAUUCGCAGAGUACGAGACUGAUCUGACCUUCGUCGGCUGCGUCGGCAUGCUGGACCCUCCCAGACAAGAGGUUGCCGCCUCUAUCACGCUGUGCCGCCAGGCUGGUAUCCGUGUCAUCAUGAUCACCGGGGACAACAAGGGCACAGCUGUGGCUAUCUGUCGCCGCAUUGGCAUCCUGAAUGAGGAGGAUGACGUGGAAAGCAUGGCCUUCACCGGACGAGAGUUUGAUGAACUCUCGCCAUACGCUCAGCGCGAGGCUGUGACUCAUGCUCGCUGUUUUGCCCGCGUCGAGCCUUCCCACAAGUCCAAGAUCGUAGAGUUCCUGCAAGGAUUUGACGAGAUCACUGCUAUGACGGGUGAUGGAGUGAAUGAUGCCCCUGCCUUGAAGAAGGCAGAGAUUGGCAUCGCCAUGGGCUCUGGCACUGCCGUGGCCAAGUCAGCCUCUGAGAUGGUCCUCGCCGAUGACAACUUUUCUUCCAUCGUGGCUGCCGUUGAAGAAGGCAGAGCUAUUUACAAUAACAUGAAACAGUUCAUUAGAUACCUUAUCUCCUCCAACGUGGGGGAGGUGGUCUGCAUCUUCCUUACUGCAGCGCUGGGCUUCCCUGAGGCUCUUAUCCCAGUUCAGCUUCUCUGGGUCAACCUGGUGACAGAUGGCCUACCUGCCACCGCCCUGGGCUUCAACCCCCCAGAUCUGGACAUCAUGGAGAAGCCUCCUCGUAACGCUAAGGAGCCCCUCAUCUCUGGCUGGCUCUUCUUCAGAUACCUGGCCAUUGGAGGUUAUGUGGGUGCAGCCACAGUGGGAGCUGCUGCCUGGUGGUUCACUGUCUCUGAAGAUGGACCUCAGCUCACUCUUUACCAGCUGAGCCACUUCCUCCAGUGCGGCCCAGACAACCCAGAUUUCGACGGCCUGGACUGCCACGUGUUUGAGUCGCCCUACCCGAUGACCAUGGCCCUGUCUGUGCUCGUCACCAUUGAAAUGUGCAAUGCUCUCAACAGUCUGUCAGAGAACCAGUCCCUGCUGCGGAUGCCACCCUGGGAGAACAUUUGGCUCCUGGGGGCAAUCUGCCUCUCCAUGUCCCUCCAUUUCCUCAUCCUCUAUGUGGAACCUCUGCCUGUCAUCUUCCAGAUCACCCCUCUGGAUACAACCCAGUGGAUGAUGGUGCUGAAGAUCUCCCUGCCUGUCAUCCUGCUGGAUGAGCUGCUGAAGUUUAUGUCCAGGAACUACUCGGACUUUGGUAAACAGCUGGAGAAGCCGGCCAGCAAAGGCUGCUCUCUGUCUGCAUGGGCUGAGGGCAUCUCCUGGCCCUUCGUGGCCAUCUCCCUACCCCUGGUGCUGUGGAUCUACAGCACCGACACUAACGUGUCUGCCAUGUUGUGGCCCUGACUGACUCCAGUACACUACCCUCCCUGUGCACCAGUGUGAAGUGGACAUUAACACACACAUCUAACACAGUUACAUUAACUCGGAACAACUCACAGUCAACACCUGCACUUGCUCUGACAGUCUGCGUGGUGUCAGAUCUUUUGUAUUUAGGACAUUUUCACCGAUACAUGUUUUUGGGCGGGGGGCUGGGGCUAUAGUCAUAUUUUAAUGACUUUAACUGACAUUAUGUCUAUGUGUUUUAUUUUACCAUCACGCUUUUCUCUCUUUUGAUCCCCUGUUUUGAACAUUUAGAAAUGCCCACCGUGUUGGAGCUGUGUGUUGAGCUGUACAGAGAAUUUACACUAUUUUAUAAUAAUUAAUAUUUUGUAAUUUUUGGGAGGGGCUGUGGGGACCAGAAUGCUGGGUGUGAAGAGGAUGUAAUUCUAAGGACCGUAUAGAACAAUACUAAUUUUGGGGUAAAGACUUGAAUAUAUUUGCCCUGGCAUGAAUCUCUAGUCAUUUUUUGAGCUCCAUGCAUAAUCACUCAUUAUUUUCUGCAGUAGGCAGAGCACAGCUACCUCAAUGCUGUUAAUAUGACCAUUACUACACAUCUGUCUUAACAACCAUUUCAUAGACUAUCAUUUGUUGAGGUAAGCACCAAUUUGUUUUGCAGUAGAGACAAAGCCCUCACACACAAUUUUUUUUUUUUAAAUAUAAAUUUCUUUUCUGUGUUAUUGGACGGAAGAGAGGACAAGGAUAUGUUACCAGUUUGGUUCAGAGCAUUUUUUGUUAAAAGCCUGUUGUUAAAUUUGUUUACUUGAAAAAACACAUUUGUCGUGAUUUCAUUUUUUUAAGUUUGACUUUUUUUUUUUUUUUUUAUAGGUUCAGUCUCAACUGUCAGUCUUAAUUUUGCAUCUUAAUUACAGUAAUCUUUCUAAUGUAUGUAUAAUGUGCACAUACUGUACUUGAAUAUGUAAAAAGGCACCAAGAAGCUGUUAGUCUUAUCAACUGAGCACAACAUGGUCGACUGGUCAUUGGAAGAGUCUGUAUAUCUGUACAUAGCACACAAAGUAGAAUCUCUGUAUAGAUUUUUUUCUUUUUGUCGCUGCUGUCAAAAUGCUCCAUACAUUUACUCUAGUUUACUUAAGCGUGGUCUUAGCCUUCCUGCAUGCCUGCUCCAAUAAUACCAGGCCAGUGAGUGCUCUGAGUUUUUUUUAGCUUUAAAGCUAACUGUUGUUUCUUCCAAUGCCUUCCACCUGUUAACCUGCAGAGUGAGUACACUUUAACCUGCAUGCCAACUAGCGCUCUCUCAUCUUUACGUGGUUGCACAUGCAGCUUUGCUCGUACGAGAAUGACAGCUUCUCAUAUUUUUGAUAGGACUAGUAGUUUUUUUUUUUUUUUUUUUUUUUUUAAAUAUGCUUUUAAUGGUACAAAAGUGAGAGGAAUGAUUUAAGGUGUUUGAGAGUUUGUUUGAAAAUGCCUUCAAUUUCACCAAGUGCCAGAUAGACACUGAGUAGAAAUAGGAGCCUUUUUGCAUUUGGAACUGGCACAGUGUCACUGGUGCCGGUUAUUUUUGACUGUAGACUGGCAGCAUGUUUUGGCAACUGGUAGAGACACUGACAUUUAUGUGCCCCCACGCCAUUACAGGACAUGGUGUUACUGGUGUGUUUUUUUUAAUUUAUACAUGUCUUUUUUCUUUUCUUUUUAUUGCAUUUGUCUUUUGACCUAAUUCUCUGCUUGCCCAUAGCAUGGCCUUAAUAUAUAUUUGCUCUUUUUAUGAAAAGAAGUACUGGUGAAUAUAAAUUAUUUGCUGCUCAGAUGCUUUUACUUUGGCCUGUGAUUCUUGUGUCCACUGAUUUGAUUCUUCCUCUCUCUUCUUUUUCUUUGCAGCAAAGGCCAAGUAAGCCCACCUCUACUCUAAAUUCCUUGCAGAAACUUUGGUUUUGUUUUGUGUUGUGCAUGUGUGUUUUGGGCAGCACAUCUUACAAGAGCUGCAUGUCAGUUAAGUAAUACGAAGACAGAGGCUCAUAAAGACCAUACAUCAUUUUAUAGAAUGGCCAUAAAUAAUUGCUGAUGAAAACUAGCCAGUCCAACCUCAUCAGUCCUAACAUCGUCCUGCAUGAAGAGCCUUAGAUUACGAUACAAUUCUCAUGCCAUCUUUUUAGACAAAUAUCUUAGUACCGUGUACAGUGAAUUGUACUAUAUUCCAUGGUGCAUGUCCGCUGAAUCAGCCAUCUGUUUUACCAGACCUGUGUAAUAGACAAUGUAUAGUAUUGGUUAAUAGAAUAGACAUUCGUCAGAUAGUACAAAUGUUAAAUAAGCUCAAAAAAAACAGUUCAUCUUUCCUAAGGAAAUACUUUUAUGGGAUAUUUAAAAACCAAACAGCCUUUUUUUUGCUUUGCACUGAGAUGUGCAACAUGUUUGGAGCAGAUUUUGCCAUAUCUGGGAAGGCGGACGUGCAGCGGUGCAGUGAUGCAUACGUUUUACCAUGAGAACGACAGGCAGUCCCUCCACUGGCAUUUUUUUGCCAAACUGCUGUACUGUAUUUUCAGAGAUGAUUGUACAAUGUAUCACAUGAACUUUGGUUUCAGGUAAAUAAAACUGUCAUACGUGAAGAGUUUAA
This is a messenger RNA of Dicentrarchus labrax (European seabass), 6158 nucleotides long. It is a transcript of the gene atp2a2a, whose product is annotated as ATPase sarcoplasmic/endoplasmic reticulum Ca2+ transporting 2a. Gene Ontology annotation, cellular component: membrane. The record is from RefSeq and is a predicted model, not a curated record. The transcript has 20 exons. The coding region runs from base 431 to 3556 and encodes 1041 amino acids. Gene Ontology annotation, biological process: calcium ion transmembrane transport; intracellular calcium ion homeostasis. Gene Ontology annotation, molecular function: P-type calcium transporter activity; ATP binding; ATP hydrolysis activity. NCBI's taxonomy places the organism in Eukaryota, Metazoa, Chordata, Actinopteri, Moronidae.